Molecule: messenger RNA, 372 nt
Organism: Paramecium sonneborni
Lineage: Eukaryota; Ciliophora; Oligohymenophorea; Peniculida; Parameciidae
Source: the annotation of a GenBank genome assembly
UUUUAAAUUUAAAAAAGAAAAUGUGUAAACAUAUACUCAAUGUUUAAGUUGCUAUUAGAGCUCCAUGUUGUAAAAAGUAUAAAUCAAUUUUAACAAGAUGGUUCGAUUGUGCUUAAUGUCAUGAAGAACUUGAAAAUCAUCCUUUAUUAAAAUCUAUUGAAAUGAUUUUUGCUUGUAAAAAAUGUAAAAAGGUUUUCAGAAAAGAUAUCACAGAUUAUGAUGAAUCUGAUGAAUAUUGCCCACAGUAAUAUCAAAUCUUUAUUCUAGUUGCGAUAAUCAUUAUGUUAUCAAAGCAGUCACCUAAGAAUCAAAAGAAAUUGUUAAAUUUGAGAACUUAGUUAAAGAAGUCUAAUAAUGAAUUCAAUAUACCCU